AUGAUGUUUUCUGCUUUCUUAUUAUUAUUCACCAACACCCAGGACAAUGCAUCCCAAAUAUACUUCUGCUCUUUUGCUCUCACUCCUGGUGCUAUUGGCUUGUUGUAUAAUGUCAAGCCUUUCAAGCAGACUAAGCUACCCGGCUACUCUGUUCUUGGGAACACUGGUGCUGGUGUCUCCCUUGAUUGGCUUAAAGCAAGGCAGAAGGAUUGGCUGAAUAAGUUUGACUGGAGCAAGGAAGAAGCUGCAAUGAACAAACUCAACCAUUCCACAGUUGAUAUUGGGAACAUCACUGUUCAUUUUGUUCAUCAGCGCUCUUCAGAUCCUAAGGCUAUUCCAGUGUUACUGACUCACGGAUGGCCUGGGUCAUUCUACAAAUUUCACAAUGUUAUUAGUCCUCUCAGUAAUCCCGGGGGAGAUUCAAAUGUCUCGUUUCAUGUGGUUGUUCCCUUGAUGCCUGGAUUCAGUUUCUCUUCUCCCGCUCCUAUUGGUAGGAAUAUUAACAUGACCGCUGACUUGUUCAAUACACUCUUGACCGAGGUGUUGGGCUACAAGAGUUAUGCGGCUGCUGCUGGCGACUGGGGCAGUGGCGUCAACUGGGCACUGCAAAAUAACCAUGCGGACACACUUCGAGCAGUUCUGUAUGACGGUCUCAUACCACAGCUAGGCCCUUCGUAUGAACAAAUUGCCUCUGGUCCACAGUUCGCAGAAGAUGUUAAGAAUCUGACAUGGAAACGGAUACUUUGUGGAGCAUUCUACGAGGCAACUAUUGGCUUGGCGUUGUAUGAUAACCCAAUUGGACAGUUAGCUUGGAUAGGAGAAAAGUUCUUGGAGUAUCCUCAAUUUGGGGUUUCCCCAUCCACGAUCACAAACAAUACGAUCCUAACGGAGGUUUCUAUUUACUAUCUGACCGGAACUUUCGAGACGGCGGGGAAUACCUACUACCAGAACUCAGCAGGAUUUAGCACUAAUUUGCUCCACGCGAAAACCAAUGUUCCUAUGGGAUUCGCUUCGUACUACUUUGAUAUUGCGUAUUACCCGCCGUUCUAUGUCGCGAAGGUUGGAAAUCUUGUAUACUAUGCAGACCAUCCACGGGGAGGGCAUUUUACUGGCCUUGACAACCCAGAUGCAUUGAUCGGAGACCUCCGCAAGAUGAUGGGACAAUGGUACUACGCAUAG
This is a messenger RNA of Rhizoctonia solani, 1179 nucleotides long. Its product is annotated as epoxide hydrolase. The record is from RefSeq and is a predicted model, not a curated record. The transcript has 12 exons. NCBI's taxonomy places the organism in Eukaryota, Fungi, Basidiomycota, Agaricomycetes, Cantharellales, Ceratobasidiaceae. Gene Ontology annotation, molecular function: epoxide hydrolase activity. Gene Ontology annotation, biological process: epoxide metabolic process. Bases 1 to 1179 code for a protein of 392 amino acids.